Molecule: messenger RNA, 7775 nt
Organism: Platichthys flesus (European flounder)
Lineage: Eukaryota; Metazoa; Chordata; Actinopteri; Pleuronectiformes; Pleuronectidae
Product: IgGFc-binding protein-like
Exons: 35
Coding region: 1-7251 (2416 amino acids)
Molecular function (GO): protein binding
Source: RefSeq, a predicted model, not a curated record
AUGGAAAUAACGAAUAUCCUGAUGUGUUUGGCUGCUACACUCUCGGCAGUAUGUCAUGGUUGUUCAACGGGAAAGGAAUUCAUAACAACUUUUCUUCCUAACUACUUGCCAGAGUGGGAACAUGAGCUCCAUGUGGUUGUGACGACUCAGGGCUCUGAAGCCAAUGUUCACAUCCAGGUGGCCUCAGAGGGUUUCUCCAAGCGGCUGACACUUCCUGCAAGCACAAGCCUUUGGGUUCCUCUACCAAUUGGAUCUGAGCUGCAGAAGCAGUUUCAAAAUGAAAACUCUGCUCUUCGAAUCUCAUCUAGUGCUGAAAUCUCCGUGGUCUCUUUCAACCAUGGGCACUAUACAGGAGACAGCACAAUGGUUUCUCCAAGAGAAGAACUGGGCACUAAUUACUUUGUCUUCACUCCCUCAGACAAGUCCACAGUUGGGAUGGACAAGCUAUUAGCCAUUGUGAAUGGGGAUAGCCUCAACCAGAUAACUAUCAUACCUGGUGGUGAUGUGAAAUUCCAUGAUAAGACUAAUUGGAGGAAGAAGAAGGCAGUGACCAUUACCCUGAAACCAUAUGCAUCCUACCUUGUGCGCAGUGGUAGCAGUUUGACCGGGACACAGAUUCAAUCUCAGCAGCCUGUGGCGGUCUUAGCAGGUCACCAAUGUUUGACGAUGAGUCAAAAAUGUGAUCAUGUGUAUGAACAGCUCCCUCCAGUGGCAAGCCUGGGGAAAGAAUAUGUCGUACCCGUGAGCAACUCUAAGGCCAAAAACUUGGCAGUAAUAGUAGCUGCUGAAGACAACACUGAGGUGACAGUACAAGGGGGACAACAUUUCACCAAAAAGUUAAGGAAUCUAAAGAAUGCUGGGGACGUCUCCUCAGAGAAAUUUACCUCUGAACAUCCACUGUCUGUAAAGAGCGACAAGAAAGUUAUGGUGCUGCUUCUCAGCGACAAUGUACCAAGUGACCCUUUACUAAUAAGACUGAUCCCAACGCACAGGCUUGGCACUGAUUGGGCAGUGGAGACUGAGGAUGGGAUUCCAAGUACUGUCGCUAUUAUCUCAGAGAGGGAGGGGUCAGGCAGUGUGAAGGUGUGUGUAAGGGGAAAGUGUUCCUCACCCAAGUGGCGUCAUUUCCUGAACCAUCUGCACUGGGUGUGGUCUAAUGUAGAUGUGGGGGAUAAGCAGAGUCAUGUGACAGUGAAAGGUGACGCCCAGAUGGCGGUUUACGUCUACGGUGGGAAGCAUAGAAGAUCGUUUGGAACUGCUGGAAUCUGUUCUGAAGCAGCUCCUCCGCCUACACCGCCCAAGGAUCCCUGUGAAGAGGUGAAAUGUCGAGUAAAGGAACGUUGUGUAAAUGGUGAAUGCGUCCACGUUUCCACAGCAACUUGCCAUGCUGUUGGAGACCCCCACUACUUAACCUUUGAUGGUCAGCGCUAUAACUUUCAGGGUACCUGUACUUACAUUAUGGCAAAUGUUACAAAGACGGCAGCCGACCUUGUGCCUUUCACUGUGAUGACCAAGAAUGACCACAGAGGCAGAGGGAAAGUUUCAUUUGUCAGGACUGUAACUGUCAGUUUUCACCAGCAGACAGUUAUCAUCGGCAAGCACAGAGGACGAGCACAGGUUAAUGAAGAACUUCAGAACUUACCUAUCAGCUUGUUGGGAGGCCUGGUCACUGUAAAGCAGAGUGGAAUCUAUGCAGUACUCAGCACUGACUUUGGCCUGACUGUAAAAUAUGAUUGGAACAUGAGGCUGUACAUCACAGUGCCAUCCUCCUACUACCAAAACCUGGGUGGCCUCUGUGGUAACUACAAUGGAGACAGGAAGGAUGACCUGCCUGAAGGCUCCAGUCUCCCUGCUGUGUUGAAGAUGAUCCAGAAUUGGAAGGUGAAAGAUUCUGAUAAGUUCUGUCAGGAUAACUGUAUUGGUAGCUGUCCACACUGUUCAACAAAGGACCAGGCCCACUUCAGCCAGGACAAAUUCUGUGGGAUUCUGAAUAAGAAAACUGGACCAUUUUCAGCCUGCCACAAACAAGUCGACCCAAAUUUAUACGUGGACAAUUGUGUCUAUGAUGUCUGUGUCAACAAAGGUGCAAGACAGGUAUUGUGUGAUAACCUGAAGAGUUAUACAGACACCUGUCUGACAGAAGGAGCCAGUGUCAGCCCAGAGUGGAGAAUGGUUGCCAAGUGUCCCCUUCCGUGUCAAAAAGGUAGCCACUAUGAGGCAUGUGGUUCAGCCUGCCCUGCCUCCUGUGUGUCCCUGAACAGUGAGGAGCAAUGUAAAUCCCCCUGUGUGGAGGGGUGCCAGUGUAAUAAAGGACUGGUGCUUAGUGGAAACAGAUGUGUUCCAAAGUCCAGCUGUGGAUGUGAGUACCAGGGCAAAUAUAUCCCAUCAGACACCACUUUUUGGGGCGACAACACUUGCACCACCAGGUGUAAAUGCCAUAAUGGGAAAGCCGAGUGUACAUCAUCUACUUGCAAGAAGAACGAGGCCUGUGUCGUGAAGGGGGGUGUGAGGGACUGCUACUCAACAUCCUAUGAAACAUGCAAGGCCACUGGUGACCCCCACUACCGAACCUUUGACAGUCGCCGGUUCGAUUUCCAGGGGACUUGUACCUAUAUUCUGUCCCAACUCACCAAGGGAUCAGACCCGGAUCUGGUCCCAUUUCAGGUGCUGGUCCAAAAUGAGAACAGGGGUCGUAACAAGGCUGUGUCUUUCACCAAGUCGGUGUCACUUCAUGUGUUUGGAAAUUUAACCAUCAGCAUGAGUCGUGCCAACCCAAGGAAAAUACUGGUAAACAGUCAGUCAGUGAAUCUGCCCUACUCCAUGGAGGAUGGCAAGCUUUCCAUGUUCCGGCGUGGCUACUUUGUCAUCGUGACAACAUAUUUUGGCUUGACACUCAAGUUCAACUGGAACAGCCAUGUCAGCUUGACUUUGCCCAGUUCAUACUCUUCUGCUACAUCUGGCUUGUGUGGAAAUUAUAACGGGAAAGGUGAUGAUGACUUAAUGAAACCUGAUGGUACCCAGGCCGAACAAAUUCAUGCCUUUGGACACAGCUGGAAGAUAGGAGAAGACCCUGGAUGCACUAGUGACUGUCCUGAUGGUAAAUGUCCUGAGUGCGAGCCUGCUUUGCUGCAACAUUACAAACAGGAGCGCUACUGUGGUGUCAUAGCUUCCAAGAAAGGGCCGUUCAGACACUGUCACGGUAAACUAGACCCCACGCCCUUUCUCACAGAUUGUGUCUUUGAUCUGUGUAUGUACCAAGGCCGUGCAUCCGCCCUAUGCGACAGCCUAUCAGCUUUCAGCACUGCUUGUCAAGAUGCAGGAGCUAAAGUGGAAAGUUGGCGAACCGAGCAGUUUUGUCCUCCCACAUGUGGUGCAGACAGUCAUUAUGAGAUGUGUGCCCCCCCCUGCCAGCUAACCUGCAGUGGUCUUGUGCCCCCUGAGGGCUGUGACGACAGCGCGCCCUGCACAGAAGGCUGUGUGUGUGACGAUGGCUUCAUGCUGAGUCAUGAUAAUUGUGUACCUCUGGCAGAGUGUGGCUGUCUGUACGAAGGACAGUAUUAUCAAAGCGGACAGGUGUUUUAUCCAGGAGAGUCCUGUAAAACUCGUUGUGUCUGUUCGGACAGUGGAGAAGUAGAGUGUGAUCCUGAAUUCCAGUGUUCAGUCAAUGAGAAGUGUGUUGUGAAAGACGGCUUUGCUUCUUGUUAUCCCAAAGGGGUUGGUUCCUGUUCUGUGAGUGGAGUCAGAACAGUCAGGUCAUUUGAUGGACAGGCAUAUCCUCUUUGGGGAAACUGUGUGUUCAAGUUAUCAGAGGUGAAGGAGACGGAAGGAGGGUUGACAACCUUCUCUGUGUUUGUAGAGCAGCAAACCGAUAAGGGUGGCAGUGUCAGUCGCAGUGUGGAGCUCAAUGUUUACAAUAUUGAAAUCACAAUGGAGACUGGAGUUCAAUGGGAAGUCAAGGUAAAUGACGUCAGAGUUCCGCUUCCUGUGUCAUUGGUUGACGGAAAAGUGCGAGCUUAUCAAAAUGGCAUCAGCAUUAUCAUCGAGACGGACUUUGACCUUAAGCUGACCUAUGACUGCAUGGCAGGCGUGUUCUUGCAAAUCCCAUCCACCUAUCACAGCUCACCGCUCGGUCUCUGUGGCAACUAUAAUGGCAACGUUUCUGAUGACCUGGGAUCAGCAGAAAAGAAGCCAGCAGACAUGGUGGCAGAUUGGGUAGAGAUGAGUGACCAAACGUCCUGUGAGACAGGCUGUGGUGCCAGUUCUUGCCCUGGUCCUGAUGACAAGAUGGUCCCAGAAGCCAAAAAGGCUUGUGACAUCAUCAAAACCGAAAAGGGUCCAUUUGCAGGGUGCCAUUCCACAGUUCCCCCAACCCCCGACUACGAUGCUUGUGUCAGGGAGAUGUCCACAGGCGAAGGGGGCAUGCACAUCCUAUGUCGUCACAUCCAGAGUUAUGUCACUGCCUGUCAACUAGCUGGCGCAAAGAUAAGCGAAUGGAGGAGCAAGGACUUCUGUCCUGUGACAUGUCCCACAAGAAGUCACUAUGAGCUGUGCUCCUCUUCCUGCUCCUCCACCUGCUUCUCUCUGGAGCAGCCAGAGCCCUGCCCAGUGUGCCAGGAGGGCUGCCAGUGUGACGAGGGCCUGAUGUCUGAUGGAGUCCGCUGUGUCCCUGUGGAGGAAUGUGGCUGUGUAGUGGAUGGACUUUAUUAUCAGUCGGCUAUAUCUAAAUAUCAGGAGGACUGUUCAGAGCUCUGUGUCUGUCAGUCUGGACAAUUCAACUGCAGCUCAACAAGUUGUCCGGAGGGGAAGGAGUGUCGCAACGUGAAUGGAACAAUUGGCUGCUACCCCACAGACCCCUGUGCUGAGAUCAAGUGCAGGGUGAAGGAGCACUGUGAGGUAUCAGAAGGCGAAGCAGGCUGUAUACCUGAUUUUAAGGCCUCAUGCUCGGCCUUCGGUGACCCACACUACAUCACAUUUGAUGGAUGGAGUUAUUCAUUCCAGGGAACCUGCACCUAUGUCCUCGUCAACACUACAGGUCUCGAUCCAUCCCUGCCAGAGGUAACUGUGACCACCAAGAACGAGUUGCAUGGGAACUCUGAAUUCUCCUAUGUGCGUUUACUCACUGUGGAGAUGAUGGGCCACAUUAUAUCCAUCCCAGUUAAUAAGAAAGGCAACAUGUUGGUGGACGGCAUCAAGACAGAACUUCCUGUUAUUCUUGAAGAAGGCGGCCUCUCCAUAAUACAGUCUGGAAUCAGAGGAAUUAUCCAGAGUGAUAUUGGCGUUGAAGUCACUUUUGAUUGGUCCACAUUUAUCAUGGUAUCUCUUAGCAGCAGUUACUAUGGUAACGUGGUUGGACUCUGUGGAAACUUUAAUGGCAAAAAGGAUGAUGAGCUGACGGCGGCCGGAGUCACGGCUGUUAAUGUGACCGAUUGGGUCAAGAAAUUGAGUGUGGCUGAUGGUGACCCAUUCUGUUACCAUUACUGUGAAGGGGUGUGUCCUCAGUGCUCAAAGGAGGACCGUGUCAGGUUCACUGGUCCAAAGUACUGCGGCAUUCUGAGUGAUAAGCAGGGGCCUUUCUCUGGCUGUCACAGUAAAGUGCCAGUAGCAGAGUUUGUGUCUGACUGUUUGUAUGACGUCUGCGUCAGUAAAGGACGACCUGAAGUGUUGUGUAACGCCUUGAACAGUUACUCCACAGAGUGCCAGGAAGCUGGAGCAUCCAUUAAACAGUGGAGAGAACUGGCCAGCUGUUCUGUUAAAUGUCCGGCCCACAGCCACUACGAAGUGUGUGGUUCAGCCUGUCCAGCCAGCUGUGGUCCUCAGCCAGAUGUGUGCCCCGCCAAAUGUGUGGAAGGCUGCUCCUGUGACCCUGGAUAUGUCCGCAGUGGAACUGAGUGUGUUGUCAAGGAGACAGGCUGUGGCUGUAACCAACGUGAAAAGUACUACCAGCCAGGGGAGGUGUUCUGGGCUGACUCACAGUGUGAGGAGAGGUGUGUGUGUGACGGAACAACACAAAAGGUGCAAUGUAAGAAGACUACGUGUCCAUCCGGGGAGAAAUGCGGCAUCGUGGAGGGAGUCCAAGACUGUUACCCAGUCAGCCUUAAAACUUGCACCGCACAUGGAGAUCAACACUUCAUCACCUUCGAUGGGCGCCCGUUCGAUUUCCAGGGCAACUGUGUCUUCAAGUUGGCAAGUGUGUGUGGAGACACAAAAGGUCUACAGCACUUUGAGGUCAACCUGGAGAACAACAACCGUAACAGAAAAAUAGCGUCAUAUGCUAAAGCGGUGACCGUCAAAGUCUAUGGUGUCACAUUCAAACUUUCACAGGACCACCCAGGUGGAGUACUGGUGGAUGGGAUUGAACAGUCUCUACCAUUCUCACUCAAUCAAUCGCUGAUCCAAGUUUAUCACAGAUACAGACACGCUGUCAUUGAGACGGACUUUCUUAAGGUCUCCUUUGACUUCGCUAGUGCAGUGAGGGUGGAGCUGGCUUCCAGUUAUCAAGGUGCAACCUGUGGUCUUUGCGGAAACUCUAACAACGACCCUGCUGAUGACCUGAUGCUGCCCAGUGGGAAAAUGGCUUCUAACGCCAAUGAGUUUGGAGUGAGCCAAUGGCUGGCCAACGUGGAAGGCUGCUCUCUUGAGUGUGAAGACUGUGCUCACCCCUUCGCCGCUGACUACGAACCACCAAGUUACACAUCAGACUGCAAUGUCAUAACAGCAAAGGAUGGGCCCCUGGCGGACUGUGUAGGCCGCAUAGAUUCCAGGCAGUUCCAUGACGACUGCAUACGUGACAUGGUGUUUAAUAACGGGAAAGAGGGGUCAGCAUGUGACAUCAUCAGUGACUAUGUGGAGGAGUGUCAGAGACAAGGCGGCUCCGUCAAGCCAUGGAGGACAAAGAAGCUGUGUGGGAUGCAGUGUCCAGACAACAGCGAGUACAGUGUAACAGCUCCUGGCUGUCUAGUCAGCUGCUCUUCCCAGUCUUCUCGAUCUAAGUGUACAGCCAAACCCAGUGAGGGUUGUGUGUGUAACCCUGGUUUCCUGCUCAGUCAGGAUCUCUGUGUGCCACGGGCCAAGUGCGGCUGCUUCUUCGAGGGUCAGUACGUUGUGUCUGGACUGACCUUCUACGCAGACUCUGACUGCCAGCGCCAAUGUGUGUGUCAAGGAGGGGCGGUGACCUGUGAGAACAAACCCUGCAAAAAGAACAAAAAAUGUGAAAUGAGGAAGGGAGUGAGGAGUUGUGAGAAAAACGGGUAGAACAGGACACAAACACAGGUGGUGUUAAUUGUGUAUGCAAUCAAUUCUAAUCAGAUGUUCUUCUGUGGUGACUGUCCAUUUGUAAUUUAAAAUGAAGCUUCCCUUCACUAGACUAAGAUCUCCUCCUUAUUGAUUCGUAAAUCAAUCAUAAUUUACUCCAGGUUACAUAAUGUACCCUACUAUGUACACCAAGGUAUAUUCAACUAAUCAUGAUAAGUUAAAACGAAUGCAGCCUGAUACUACAGCCGUGCAAAAACACCUCUCUGUACGAGGUUAUUAAUUAUAUUUUAGUGGGAACAGAGAGACAUUCAUUUUGUUGAAUGAACCUUUUUGAAGCUGUUGAGCUGUACUGCAUGAUACUGUACUGACAUUAUUCAAAACAGGCUCAAUAACAGAAACAGCUCCCUGUGUAACCGCAAAUAACUGCUGUCACUACUCUCCUGUAAAUGUGGAGGAUUGAAUUAAUUAUCGUCCUUCUGCUUGUUCCUCUCACAUAUACAAUAAACUUUAUUAGUUUGCACUAA